This is a messenger RNA of Anopheles darlingi, 1810 nucleotides long. Its product is annotated as antichymotrypsin-2-like. The record is from RefSeq and is a predicted model, not a curated record. Gene Ontology annotation, molecular function: serine-type endopeptidase inhibitor activity. The coding region runs from base 263 to 1414 and encodes 383 amino acids. The transcript is spliced from 5 exons. Lineage: Eukaryota; Metazoa; Arthropoda; Insecta; Diptera; Culicidae.
CUAAGUACAUGGUAAUAGGACAGAGUGCUAGCGGAUUCCUGGUUGUUUCUGACAAAAUUGUGGUUUUAGCUCCAUCAAUAUUUGUUAUCGAACCAGGAAUUGAACAAAUCUACGCUAUGAAUAGUGCCAUAAGUUCCGACAAGUUAAUUUCUUUAUGACAUUUUCGAAAUUCGUAAAUUUGAUUUCUAUGUUAUUGUGUCGUGUUAAUAAUUGCUGCCACUGCUUUGUUUAAAAUUCCUGGAUAACUCUAGGAUAAUCUCUUAUGCAGUGUAUGAUGGGCCCCUUUGCAAAAAGAAUGUUCCAACUCCUUAUCAUUGCGUUCGUGAUUCUGCAGACUUAUCAAGACGAGGUUCAUGCGAAAGAUUUCACCGAGUUUGUGAAGCAAUCUAAUAAUUUCGCAAUCCAACUGUACAGACAAGUAAAUGCAAAAAGAAAUGUAGUAAUUUCGCCAUUUUCCAUCAGUGCUUGUCUUUCACUUAUCGCCAUGGGUGCAGAUGGAGAUACUGUUGAUGAAAUUUUUCGAGUCUUGCGAUAUUGGAAGCCUGAUCCGAGGCAACAGGUGGCCGAAACUUACGCACGACUCAAUAAGGUUCUCGAAAACGAUAAAACCACGACCGUAGCCAAUAAGGUGUAUGUAAAGGCGGGAUACGAAGUGCAACCUUCCUUCAAUGAUGUAGCCAUUCGCAGCUUCCAGUCAGAAACACAAGAGCUGAAUUUUACUGACAACGUGGCGGCUGCGAACACGAUCAAUGAUUGGGUGGCAUUGAAGACGAAAAAGAAAAUCAAGGAUUUUAUUUCUCCUUCUGCGCUGGACGGUGUGACUGGCAUAGUUUUGAUAAAUGCAGUACAUUUCAUGGGUAGUUGGAUGUACCAGCUUGAUCAGUCCAACAAUUUUUCGCUUCCAUUCUGGAUAAGUACUACAGAAUCACGAAAUAUCCCAAUGAUGACCUUUUAUGCUUACAAAAACUUUGCGGAUAAAGGAUUCAGCUCAAUAGAAAUACCGUACAAAAACAGUAGCGCGUCCAUGCUGGUGUUGCUACCAAACGAUCGAGAUCCUUUGGAGGCAUUGGAGAAACAAUUUUCUAGCCUAGUUGAAGACACUUCGCAAAUGUUGGAAAAAAAGAUCCGAGUUUUCUUACCAAAAUUUAAGACCAAAUUCUCGAUCGAUGUUCAAGACGAUUUGACUGCGCUUGGCAUGGAACGAAUGUUUAGUCAUUAUGCCGACUUUUCCAAUUUAUUUGAAACAGGAGAGCGGCUUAAGGUAUCAAAAGUCAUCCAUAGGGGAUUCAUGAAGGUGGAUGAAAAAGGCACCGAGGCGGCAGCUGCUUCAAUUGUUGAACUGGUUUUAACUUCGAGCAAGCAACCUUCAAAAUCCAAAGCAGAUUAUCCAUUUGUUUAUGGCAUGCUGCCGUGAGUGAAGAAUGUCUACUUUAAUGGAAAAGUGUCGAAUCCGACCUAAAACGACCUGAGAGUUGACUCUAAAGUAUUCAAUACUAUAGAUUAUUUAGAAAUAUGAUUGUAUAAGAGAUCGAAAUCAUGGCGUAAGCUUGUAAUCCAGCCUAAUAUUACUCCUAUCGAAUUGGAAAUGUUUUUAAAAUUUAUGUAUUAAAAAUAAAUACACAAGGUGUGCUGUGCUGUGUGCUACAUGCUAUGUAAAGUAAUGCCAAUAAAUGUGUAUUUUUUUAAGUUAAGAAAUAGGGGAACAAAAUUAUUAAUUGUAUGAUAGUGUUAUAAAAAUCAAGAUGAUCGCUAGUGUGAAUGAAUGGAAUUUAUUCAAUAUGUCGUACAGUAAAUCAAGCAGACCUUUUAA